AUGAGCAGCCGAAGCACCACAUUCAAAGUCAUCGUCAUAGGCGGAGGUCCGAUUGGGCUCACGGCCGCGCACGCCCUCCAUCUAGCCGGCAUCGACUUUGUCGUCCUUGAGCGCCUGCCGGAAAUCUUUGAGGACAGGGGCGCUAGUCUCAUCGUCCACCCUCAUACAUUGCGCGUCCUGCAUCAGUUUGGCAUCCUCGACAACUUGCUGCCGCGCGGCGCGGAGUUAAACCAUCAUCUGUCGUUUACGGCUGAUGGACACGUCUUCGCCGAGGGGAAUCGCUAUGGCCUGAUACGUGAAUAUCACGGCCACGGCCCAGUCGCAUUCCACCGCGCCGAGAUCCUCAAAAUCAUGUACAAUGGCCUCCCCGAAGCAGCCAAAGAAAAGAUCCUCACGGACAAGAAACUGACCGACAUAACAACCUCCUGCGACGGCGUCAUCGCAACCUGCGCCGACGGCAGCGUUUUCCACGGCUCGAUCAUCAUCGGCGCCGACGGCGUUUACAGUAAGACCCGGCAGAUAAUGCGCGACCUCGCCCUGAAGGAGAACGCGACUCGGUCGUGGGACCCUGUGCACCCAUACUCGGCGACAUACCAGCUCCUCUUCGGGUCGUUCCCUUCGUCGUCGCCGGCGGGCCAGGGGUACGAUAUCCAGUCGAAGGGGAAGGCGAUCAUGUACUUUAGCGGGCCGGAACGCGGGUGGUUCUUCCUGUAUAAGCAGCUACCGAGGCCAACGAGCGAGCGGACCUGUUACACGCAAAAGGACGUCGACGCGGUCGCGGCAGAGUUUGCCGAGUUUCCGCUAACGCAGACGUUACAGGUCAAGGAUGUCUGGCCUCGGAUGUUGGGGGCGGGGCUGACGAAUCUGGAUGAGGGAAUUGUUAAGCACUGGAGCUUCGGGCGGAUUGUGCUUGUCGGUGAUGCGUGCCACAAGAUGACCACGCAUUUGGGUCUGGGGUUUAACCAUGGGAUCCAGGAUAUCGUGGUGCUGUGCAAUAGCCUGCGGAAGGCUGUUCGAGCAGCGUCUGGGAGUCGGGUGCCCAGUGCUAAGGUGCUAACAGGGAUCUUUGAGAAGUACCAGGCUGUCCGGAUGAGCUCUGUGUGCUCGCUUGAAGGGGACGUUGCGAAGUCUGGGCUUGAGACGAGGAUGCACGCGUGGCAAAACCCCUGCUAUUAUUUGCUUUCGCGGUACCUGUCGGUGCCGCACACGAUCGAAGUCUUGUUCAUGAAGUAUGUGAUGGCGCCGGGGUUUCGCAAGGGUCAAGUGCUGGACUAUGUGCCUGGGAGGAGCGCAUUAAGGGCAAGAUUAGCUGGGUUUAUCCUGUAA
Penicillium cosmopolitanum is the source of this 1326-nucleotide messenger RNA. Its product is annotated as FAD-dependent oxidoreductase. The transcript has 2 exons. The coding region runs from base 1 to 1326 and encodes 441 amino acids. Lineage: Eukaryota; Fungi; Ascomycota; Eurotiomycetes; Eurotiales; Aspergillaceae. The record is from RefSeq and is a predicted model, not a curated record. Gene Ontology annotation, molecular function: FAD binding.